UGGAACGCACUCAGAAGCAAAUCUCUGUUCUUCUACAGUUGAAUUAGGUUUCUGACAAUCACUUCACUUGAAUCCUGCCUGAAUUCAAAUACCCUCAAAAUCACAAAGAAAUAGAAAAAAUAAAAGAAAUAAAAAAUUCCACAAAUGCGAACCCCAUGUUGCCAUACAUUUCUGGCGUUCGUCCUCAAAUUCCUGAAUUUUCUGCAGGCAUUUGUUGGUGUAGCUAUAAUUGUGUACUCUGCUUACAUGCUUAAUCAAUGGCAGCACCACCAUCACCAGAUUCCCCCGCCGCAUGAAUCUGGGACUCAGCUUCCCCUCGACGUCAUUAACCCUCUCAAUUUCGCAUCCGGCCUCGUUUCAUCCCACGAUGAUGUUUUCCGCUUCAAUUCCCUCUCUCUCCCAGCUCCAUGGUUCAUAUAUGCAUUUAUGGGGAUUGGAAUUUUGGUAUGUUGCAUUACGUGCAUUGGUCACGUUGGUGCAGAGGCGGUCAACGGCUGUUGCCUUUGUUUUUACACUGUCCUGAUGACGAUAUUUAUUCUAUUCGAAGCGGGCUUGGUGGCUUUCAUCGCUCUUGAUCAUCACUGGGAGAAGGAUAUCCCUUUCGAUCCCACUGGAGAGCUUGACAGUCUGUGGACCUUCAUUGAAGACAAUGUUGAUAUUUUUACGUGGGUCGGCAUAACUGUUAUUGUAAUACAGGUCUUAUCCCUACUUUUUGCUAUAAUACUGAGAUCCUUGGUUUCUGGGCCGCGAGAAGAUGAUGAUCUUGAGGGAGAUUAUGGUUUUAGGAGUAGUACCAGAGAACCACUGCUUGCUCCAUAUUCAAGCCAAGCAUCUGGAUCGACUAGAGGUGAUUCUGAUAUCUGGAGUUCAAGGAUGAGGGAAAAGUAUGGACUAAACAGUGGUGAAGCAAAACACAGUUUACUGGACCAAAACCCAUCCACUGAUGUCAGGCAGUGAAGUCAAUAAAGAUGGGAAAUAUCUUGGACAAAUGAAGAUCAGCGUACACCUGGUGUGUUUUUCCCUAACCAGUAGCUUAUGUGCCAUUUAAUCUUUUCCCACAUUGCUGCGUUUGAUGUAAAUAGAUCGUCCAACCAAUCUCUGCUCCCAUGAUUUCGUUGUGUAUAUUGGUAGAAAAAUGGUGUGAAUGAGUGGUGCAACUGUUGUAUAAAAAAAGAGGGAAUUGCCUUUGAUGAGUGUGCUAUAUGGUUUGCUGUAAUUAUUAAUUCUUAGCUACCGGUAA
Molecule: messenger RNA, 1240 nt
Organism: Sesamum indicum (sesame)
Lineage: Eukaryota; Viridiplantae; Streptophyta; Magnoliopsida; Lamiales; Pedaliaceae
Product: tetraspanin-18
Cellular component (GO): membrane
Source: RefSeq, a predicted model, not a curated record